CCAUCUUCCCUGGCCCGGGAGGGGUCACAGGUCGGCGCCCGUGCGUCCCCCCACACGCCGACCCGCGGCGCGACCGAAGCGGGUGGCUUUCCCGGAGCAGCCGGGGCAGGGUCCCCGCGGCGAUGGACGCUGGGGGGCGCCCCGCGGGGGGCUGCAGCGGCCCCGCGGGGCAGUCCCGGGAGUACAAGCUGGUGAUGCUGGGGGCCGGCGGCGUGGGCAAGAGCGCCAUGACCAUGCAGUUCAUCAGCCACCGCUUCCCGGAAGACCACGACCCCACCAUCGAAGAUGCUUAUAAAAUCCGGAUUCGUAUUGACGACGAGCCUGCCAAUCUGGACAUUCUGGACACGGCCGGACAGGCAGAGUUUACUGCCAUGCGAGAUCAGUACAUGAGGGCUGGAGAAGGGUUCAUCAUCUGUUACUCUAUCACCGACCGUCGAAGUUUCCAUGAAGUUCGGGAGUUCAAACAGCUUAUUUAUCGAGUUCGACGGACUGAUGAUACACCUGUGGUCCUUGUGGGAAAUAAGUCUGACCUAAAUCUACUGAGACAGGUCAGCAAAGAAGAAGGCCUGGCUCUGGCGCAGGAGUUCAGCUGUCCCUUCUUUGAGACAUCGGCUGCCUACCGCUACUACAUCGAUGACGUGUUCCACGCGCUGGUGCGGGAGAUCCGCAGGAAAGAAAAAGAAGCUGUCCUGGCCUUGGAGAAGAAAUCAAAACCUAAGAGCAGCGUGUGGAAGCGGCUGAAGUCACCGUUCCGGAAGAAGAAAGACUCCGUGACCUGAGGGAGCCGGCCACUGUCUUCCUGGGCUGCUGGGUGUCCCAGGGCGUGCAGUGACCGUGGCCGUGGGCCAAGCUUGUUCUCAUUCUUAUUGAGACCGCUGAAGGGGACACGGGGACACGUGUCCCCAGAGUGUCGGUGCUGUGGUAUUUUACGUGUUGUCCCUUAGCCGAUUCUGAUGCAUUAACCCAGAGGAGAGCCGUCUCCUUGCAAGAUGUCGUUAAUAGAAUUAUGAUCUGCAGCAUUCUGGGGGGGCCUGUUGCUGACGGUCACUCCACCUGUUACUCUUUCCCAGGGGACUCUAUGCCAAAUUCAAAAAAGGAAUUGUGGCUAUGUGCCACUCCAUUCGUCUCUUGCAGCUUCAGUUUUCUGGAAUUUGUCCCCAUCCAGGAAUCCAAAUCUCUCUUCGUCCCUCCCCCGUGCUUCCUUGAGAGACUGAAACACCAAUAGCAAAUACACAUCAGACUCUUCAGCCAGA
Sorex araneus (European shrew) is the source of this 1253-nucleotide messenger RNA. It is a transcript of the gene RIT1, whose product is annotated as Ras like without CAAX 1. Lineage: Eukaryota; Metazoa; Chordata; Mammalia; Eulipotyphla; Soricidae. Gene Ontology annotation, cellular component: plasma membrane. Gene Ontology annotation, biological process: Ras protein signal transduction. The transcript has 6 exons. The record is from RefSeq and is a predicted model, not a curated record. Gene Ontology annotation, molecular function: GDP binding; calmodulin binding; GTP binding. The coding region runs from base 123 to 779 and encodes 218 amino acids.